Messenger RNA from Aspergillus homomorphus CBS 101889, 2015 nucleotides. RefSeq names its product GABA permease GabA. Gene Ontology annotation, biological process: amino acid transport; transmembrane transport. Gene Ontology annotation, molecular function: transmembrane transporter activity. The record is from RefSeq and is a predicted model, not a curated record. NCBI's taxonomy places the organism in Eukaryota, Fungi, Ascomycota, Eurotiomycetes, Eurotiales, Aspergillaceae. Bases 324 to 1880 code for a protein of 518 amino acids. Gene Ontology annotation, cellular component: membrane. The transcript has 19 exons.
CUUUCCUCAUGGUGGAUUUGCCUGCUCCCCAGGAAAAGACAGGAGGAAGAUUGUCUCAUGGUGGAGGCUGUCGUAGUUGCUCCGUAUCUUACUCAGUAGUUAGAUAGCAGGCACUUGUAACCCUUUGCUUGCUUUUCCCCCUCCCCUCUCUCCCUUCUUCUUCCUCUCUGCCCAUAGCAGUUUUCUUCCUUCACCCUUCUCUCCCUAUUUUCUUCACAUCUACCUAAAGCUUCCUCUAUCUCUCAACCCGCUUCCUGUGUUCUCUUCCUACCUGCCUCCCCAAAAUUGUGUCCUAACCGUCCGCAACUCGAUAACCCUCCAUCAUGAAAGACCUCCGGGGAGAUGAUGACGCGCAGCUCGCAGCCUUGGGCCACAGAGCCGAACUGAAUCGGAACUUUUCAAUGCUAUCAAUGUUAGGCUUAGCCUUUGCCAUCCUGAACUCAUGGACUGCUCUAUCUGCAAGUUUAUCGAUCAGUCUGCCGUCUGGCGGGUCUGUGAGUGUUGUCUGGGGAUUGGUCACGGCGGGUAUCUGUAACCUUUGCAUGGCGUCAUCUCUGGCGGAGUUCUUGUCCGCUUAUCCUACCGCGGGUGGACAAUAUCAUUGGGUUGCAGUUGCUCCGCAGAGAUACAUGCCCAUUCUCUCAUGGAUUACCGGCUGGGCCAAUGUAUCUGGCUGGGUCGCCUUGGCUGCUACUGGUGGAUCUCUAGGCAGUGAAUUGGUCCUGGGUGUGAUAUCCUUGAUGCACCCGACAUAUGAGUCGAAACGUUGGCAUCAGUUCCUCGUUUACAUUGGAUUCUGCCUUGUUGCAUUCCUGAUCAAUGCUUUCUUGAACUCUAUCCUUCCGCGCUUGACUAAGGGAGCCUUCAUUUGGUCACUAACGGGCUUCGCUGUUAUUUGCAUCACUGUACUUUCAUGCUCAUCGCCCAACUACAACUCUGGAGAGUUUGUCUUUGGCGAUUUCAUCAAUGAGACGGGCUGGCCUGAUGGUCUCGCUUGGCUUCUGGGGCUGCUUCAAGGAGGUUUCGGUCUCACUGGAUUUGAUGGAGUUGCGCACAUGAUCGAAGAGAUCCCGAACCCUUCUGUUGUCGGUCCCAAAAUCAUGAUUGGCUGUGUUGCCAUUGGAACUUUUACCGGUACAAUUUUCUUGAUUGUGCUUCUCUUCGUGGCUGGGGACAUCAACAACGUGAUCGGCUCGGCAGCGACUCCCCUUCUUCAGAUCUUCUAUGACGCAACUAGGAGUCAUGCUGGGUCUAUCUGUCUCUUGAUUUUCCCUUUGGUCUGUGUCCUGUUCGCCGCUGUUACUAUUACGACAACCAGCAGCCGCAUGGUCUAUGCAUUCGCAAGAGACGGUGGUAUUCCUGCGUCUCCUUUCUUCAGCAAAGUCCACCCGAGACUACAGUUGCCUCUGAACGCUUUGUAUCUGACGAGUUUCUUCUGUGUUGUCUUCGGAUGCAUCUUCCUUGGCUCUUCUAGUGCAUUCAACGCUAUUCUGUCUUCGUCUGUGAUUCUGCUUGACAUUGCAUAUGCUAUUCCGAUCGCCGUGAAUUGCGCUCGGGGCCGGAAGAUGUUGCCCGAAAGGCCUUUUGUCCUGCCUAGCACGUUUGGCUGGAUUGCCAACAUGGUCUCUUUGACCUACAUCUCGAUGACCACUGUCCUCUUUGUCUUCCCUCCUGACCGUCCCGUGACUGGUAGCAACAUGAACUACUGUAUUGUUGUUGUGGGAGUGGUUACGAUCCUGUCGGUCGUCCAAUGGUUCGUUGACGGCCGUAAGAAUUUCUCCGGGCCCCGGAUGGAUGUAGAUGUGAUCUCUGGACAGAUUGCCGCUGGGGGUGAGCCGGCUGACUAUGCCGUGGAACAUGGCAUCCCCCAUGAUAAAUGAGCUAUGAGAUUUAUAGAUGAAUUAUAAGUUGGCCUUCGAGCACAGGUGCCAGAGGACCGAUUUGAUAUGAUAACAUGCCACAGAAUGUCAUUAAAGAGAUGAUUUUGACAGCAAUGUACUCUAAUUGUUGGGAAG